AAAUAGCAGCUUUCAAACUGUUUGAAGCAUGACCAAGUCGGACAUUUCUAUUUCUAAGGAGUAUAACAUCUAGUGAAUUUUAACACAGAAAUUGUAUAGUUGUAGUAACAUUAAUCUUUCUAAAUAUUGGAUUAACAAGCAUCAAAAAUGAGUACAGAUCCAUCUGGAAAAGCCAGAACUGUAAUGUUCAAAAACAAAGGAAAGGAUGCUGAUGAAAUGAGAAGGCGCAGAACAGAAGUUACAAUUGAGCUUCGAAAGAACAAACGUGAAGAACACAUGCUGAAGCGCCGUAAUGUUCCUACUCAAGAUAGCACAGAUUCUGAAGACAAUGAGAAACCAUCCACUCAAUCUCUUGAAACAAUAGUUGCAAAUGCCAAUAGUUCAGAGCCAUCAGUUCAGUUAGGAGCUGUUCAAGCUGCAAGAAAAUUGUUAUCUAGUGAUAGAAACCCACCUAUUGAUGAUCUAAUUGCAUCUGGUAUUCUUCCUAUUCUUGUCAACUGUUUGUCAAAAGAGGACAACCCUUCUUUACAGUUUGAAGCUGCAUGGGCGUUAACAAAUAUUGCAUCAGGCACAUCGUCACAGACACAAGCAGUUGUUAAUGCAGGUGCAGUUCCAUACUUUUUGCAACUUUUACGAUCACCACACCAAAAUGUUUGUGAGCAGGCAGUCUGGGCGCUGGGUAAUAUUAUUGGUGAUGGUCCACAGUGUCGGAACUAUGUGAUCAGUUUAGGAGCAGUACAGCAUUUAUUGACAUUUAUUAAUCCUAAGAUACCUUUGCCCUUUUUGCGUAAUGUCGCUUGGGUCAUAGUCAACUUAUGCAGGAACAAAGAUCCACCACCACCUGCUGAAACAAUAGAAGAAAUUCUUCCAGCAUUGUGCCAGUUAAUUCAUCACUCAGAUGUUAAUAUUUUAGUGGACACAGUCUGGGCUUUAUCCUAUCUGACAGAUGGUGGGAAUGAACAGAUUCAAAUGGUCAUAGACAGUGGUGUUGUUCCAUUCUUGGUGCCCUUACUCAGCCAUCAAGAUGUUAAAGUUCAGACUGCUGCUCUGAGAGCUGUUGGUAACAUUGUCACAGGGACAGAUGAACAGACACAAGCAGUCCUCAACUGUAAUGCAUUGCAACAUUUCCCUUCUCUGCUUACACAUCCAAAAGAGAAAAUUAACAAAGAAGCAGUCUGGUUUUUGUCAAACAUCACAGCUGGUAAUCAGCACCAAGUACAGGCUGUCAUUGACGCUGGGUUAAUACCUCUUAUCAUACAUCACCUCAAUAGAGGAGAUUUUCAGACUCAGAAAGAAGCUGCUUGGGCCAUUAGUAAUUUAACAAUUAGUGGAAAGAAAGAACAAGUGGCCUAUGUUGUGGAGAUGGGAGUAUUACCACCUUUCUGUAACCUUUUAUCUGUCAAAGAUGCUCAAGUUGUCAAUGUUGUCCUAGAUGGCAUUAACAACAUACUGAAGAUGGCUGGAGACGAAGUAGAACACAUUUGUCAAAUAAUUGAGGAAUGUGGAGGAUUGGACAAAAUUGAAAGCUUGCAAAAUCAUGAAAAUGAAGAAAUUUAUAAACUCUCAUAUGAAAUUAUUGAUGGAUAUUUCCAGGAUGACAAUGAUGAGGAAUCCCUGCUUCCACAGACUUCUAGAGAAGGCUAUCAGUUUGACCCAAAUGCCCAGAUACCUCAAGAAGGUUUCAAAUUUUGAUGACUGCUACAAUCCAAUGGCUUCAGGACAAUGUACAAAGUAGUGACUAAAUAUGAACAGGACUCAACAAAACCCAGACUUUGUGGAGCACUCAUAGUUGCUCACUCCAACACACAUUUCUCAAUCCCUCUUGUGUGCUACGAACACUACAAGAAGAGGUGAAGUUUUUAUCAACACCAUCGCCUUCAUCAUUGGAUCACCACCUGCCUUCCAAACAACCAGACUUAUCAUCAUUACAAACUUGUUAUUACAUCCUUGGGGACAACAGCUUGAAAAAAGCACUGUAUUAUUUCAUUGGAAAUGUGCAUUUAUGUACAAGUUGAUGCUUGGUCCCUGCUUUUGAAAGCAUGGGCUUGUCUUUAAGUUGCAGGGAUAUAUUUUCCCCUCAGCCCUGCAUUCAUUUGAAGACAUUAUUAACUUGAAAUCAUAGCCUUCAGGGCUUCUACCUACUGUCCCUUGGGAUUCAGUUGUGUUGGAAUGCAUAGUUGACCGACUACUGACUAAGAAGGUCACUACUUCACUGACAGAACUCUUGACACGACUAUUCUCUAAUUACAAGACUUUGUUUAUUAACACUGUUUGUGAUGGUCAUUAAAGCUCCUAGACAGUGUUUGUAGACAAGAAUUCAUGAUUAACACUGACUUGUCUAUUUCCACUGAAUAUUCCCUUGCCCUAAUAGUCUUUUGGGGGCUUAGAAUCUUUGCUUUACAAGUCCCAACUCCCAUAUAUCAUAGCAUUGUUGCAUUCUAGUAUUUUGGCACAUUUAUGGGUUCAGUUCAUAGUAUUUCAACCAUAAGACAAUACAUUGAAAUAAACAAAAUUAUUAAUUGUGUUAGAUUAUGCUUCUGUGAGUUAUUUUGUUCAGGGCAAAUUAUUGUAAAAACAAACUUACUUUAGAAAAGUUUGGUUCAACUUGUGGCUACAUUGCGUUAUCAUUUAAUAACACUGGAAUGUCCUUGUUUGUUCCUGUUAAUGUCUGCUGCCAACAGUUUCAAAAAUUGUCAUGAAAAUAGAAUUAAAUUUUGUUUUCAGAAAACCCAGCCGUCUGAAUGUAGUUUUAUCUUUUUGUUUUAGGUUUCUUGGUUUUUAAUUUGAGGUCAUUGUUUAGUUGUGUGAUACAAUCCAAUGCUCAGCAGUUUACUUUCUCAAACAUUUGUUCUUUAACAAUCAUUGUAAGACUUCUUUCCACCAUCCAUAGUCUUUAGUGAAACAAAGAUUUUAUCUGAAAUUACAGAGUCUUAUAUAAAACAUUAUUCAAAAAUUCUAACCAAUGAAAAAUGUAAUUUUGUUGAGGCGUUAAUAUUUUUUUUAACACUGAUGAAUUGUGUAAAUAUCUAAUUCGAAUUCUUUUUUUUUACAAAUUAAAGUAAUCUUUGUUGACAUAA
Molecule: messenger RNA, 3077 nt
Organism: Biomphalaria glabrata
Lineage: Eukaryota; Metazoa; Mollusca; Gastropoda; Planorbidae
Product: importin subunit alpha-4-like
Exons: 12
Coding region: 148-1692 (514 amino acids)
Biological process (GO): NLS-bearing protein import into nucleus
Cellular component (GO): nucleus; cytoplasm; nucleoplasm
Molecular function (GO): nuclear import signal receptor activity; protein binding
Source: RefSeq, a predicted model, not a curated record